AUGUCGUACUACUUAUUCAAUGAAACAGUCAGAAAUGGGUCAAAGAUGAACGAAAUUUAUAGUCCUCCAAGCAAAAAUGCAUUAACAGGGCACAUUCAGUCUAUUCCAUUGGUUAUCGAAGAUAAGGAAACUAAGAAAAUUAUUAAAAAAGCAUCCCUCUAUUUGCAUUGUUUACGAAAUGGGUCAAAAAUCGAAAAUUCCAAUUUCGCCAAUAUAUCGCUUACAGCUAUGAACCAAGAAGGGAGCUUCCAUAUUGAUAUAACCAAAGAAAACUGUGCGAGAUUUAAGAGGAAAGGUCACUUUACAAUUGCAGAAUGGGAGUCGAUAAUACAACAUUUAUUUCCUGUUGAUGAUCAUCACGAACCAUCCAUUGCAGACGACCUUGUUGCAUCUGCAAAAUUUAUAUCCCUAGAACGAUAUUAUGAUCCUGAUACUAAUGAAUUGCUAGAUGAUGAUGAAUUGCCCCUAGUUUCUGAAUUUAUUACUAUUGAUAUUAAAACGAAUGCAAAAUUGCCAAUAACAGUAGGCUCAAUUGACCUUCCAUACGCAGAUACAGAAUAUGAUCUGCAAGAAAGUAUAAUGAUGCGAGAGGAACAGAACUUAUUCAACUGGAUUGAUCUCUUACUCUUAAAUAACCAAAAAUUAAACAAGGAAUUACAUGCGUCAAGGCAAUCGAAUUUGAUGUUAAAGGAGGAAAACGAACAAUAUCAAAACGAAUUGGAAACAAGUGCUGUUCAGCAUAAGAAAAUUAUAAGCGACUUUCUGGACAAAUUCUAUCAAGUUUUGAAUGCAAAGAAAGAUAAAAUUUGGGAAUUGGAAAAUAAUAAUUUAAAACAAUUAGAGGGUCUAAACGAAAAGUACAUAAACCAAAAUAAAUUUAAUUUAAAAAACUACACUAUAGACAAAGACAAAAUUCCUGAUGAACUAGAUGAAGUUUACACGAGUCCUACUAAACGGAAGAAAAAUGCAACUAGCCCGAAAUCGUCCCUGCAAAAACGUCGUAAAAGAAGUACCAAAGCAAAUGACCCAGAAGAAAUAUCGGCCGAUGAAAACACUGAAGAGCAGACACAUCGCAUAACGAGGUCACAAGAUAAGUCUAACCACUUGGCCACAGCUACAAAUGGCCUAUCAGACAGAGAAAUUGUGACCAGUAUAUUAGAUCAAGAGCACGAGAAUCCAACUACUGACGUGGACGAACUGUAUCUGCUGCAUCUGUCAAAUGAGAGAAGUUCGGGAUCUCGAGAUGUCACAGACUACAGCGACAACGACGAUGACAACGACGACAAUAACAACAAUAGCAACAACUCAAAUGUCGUCAAUGAAACGACAACCAAAGAGGCAAAGAAUCGUCCACUGCAAUCUGAAACUCGCCGGUCUAUCGACACAGCCAAGUCAUCAUCCGAUACGGCAAAGCGAGGUUCGAUCACCGAUUAUGAGUCCAAUUCUGACACCGAUAUAAAGGGGUCAAAUCAAAUGCUGAACUCGAAUACGGACGAAAUAGCAGAUAGUCUACAAUAA
Molecule: messenger RNA, 1518 nt
Organism: Debaryomyces fabryi
Lineage: Eukaryota; Fungi; Ascomycota; Pichiomycetes; Serinales; Debaryomycetaceae
Exons: 1
Coding region: 1-1518 (505 amino acids)
Source: RefSeq, a predicted model, not a curated record